UCUGCACAUUUCCGGGUUUAGAAGUUGAGAUAUUUUUUGGAAUAAAUUUUACAGUAUUAGACACCACUGCUAUUUUUUGUGAUGACAGUACGCCUGUAGUUACUUUUCUUAUUCAUAUCCAGACGAGUUUCGGUUGCAAGUCUCCAUAAGGGAUGGCAGAAGACGAGGUGUUGUUUGAUGAUGUCUAUGAACUACAAGAUGUGAUUGGAAAGGGCCCAUUCAGUGUUGUAAGACGAUGUUUACAUAGAGACACAGGCAAACAGUUUGCUGUGAAAAUUGUAGAUGUUGCAAAAUUCACUUCAAGCCCUGGACUUAGCACAGAAGACUUGAAGAGGGAGGCAAGUAUCUGUCAUAUGCUGAAACAUCCUCAUAUAGUGGAACUGCUAGAGACAUACAGCUCAGAUGGCAUGCUAUAUAUGGUUUUUGAGUAUAUGGAUGGGGCAGACCUGUGUUUUGAAAUUGUGAAGAGAGCCUCUGCAGGUUUUGUGUACAGUGAGGCUGUGUCAAGUCAUUAUAUGAGACAGAUUCUUGAAGCCUUGCGGUAUUGUCAUGCAAAUGGAAUUAUCCACAGGGAUUUGAAACCACAUUGUGUCUUACUUGCCUCAACUGAAAACUCAGCCCCUGUGAAAAUUGGAGGGUUCGGUGUUGCCGUGCAGCUACCCGAGAGUGGGAAGAUCUCUGGAGAUGUUACCAUCAACCAUAACCUUGACCUUUGGUUGGAAUUACGUGAAGAUCGAGUUGGUCGUAUUGGCACGCCACAGUUUAUGGCCCCAGAAGUUGUAAAAAGGGAGCCGUAUGGGAGACCAGUGGAUGUCUGGGGCUGUGGAAUCAUGUUGUUUAUACUGCUGUGUGGGUAUCCCCCUUUCAUAGGAACCCGAGAACGCUUAGCAGACCUCAUAGUACAGGGAAAAUAUCAUAUGCGAGAAAAGCAAUGGAUUACAAUUUCCCCGGAAGCCAAAGACCUUGUUUCCAGAAUGUUAGAGGUGGAUGCUGAACAAAGAAUCACUGUUGAAGAAGCACUUGCUCAUCCUUGGAUCAAGGAGAGGUCGAAAAUAUCCAAAGGUCAUCUAACAGAGACUGUAGAAGAGUUAAAGAAAUUCAAUGCUAGAAGAAAAUUGAAGGGUGCUAUUAUGGCUGCAGUAUCGAGCUCCAAGUGGACAAGUUUCUACAAUGAUCCCCCACAUCCAGACUUUAAUGAAGAGGACAUAACAAGCACUGGAGCAGUGUCCCAGGUGCUGGAUUCCCUCGAAGAAAUCACGUGCCUCGUCGAUUGCACGAGUAGCGAAGGUGAAUUCCUAGAGGAAGUGUUGGAAGAUACAAAACUACACAAUCUGUUAAAUUUAUAUGACAAGAUCAACUCACAUCCUGUUGCACCAAACCGGUCUCCACCUGCUGAUGCUGUAAAUAGAGUUAUAGAGGUGCUAGCUUUGGUAGAAGGUCAAGAUGGUGCUGUUGCACAGGAGUUGCAUGCCCUUUUCAGCAAGUCUCAUUUUAAGGCUUUACUGCAAGCCCAUGAUGUUGUGGCACAUGAAGUGUAUGGAGAGGAAGCAGUGAGAGUUACACCUACUGUGCCAGUCACUCCGUUCCUGAAUGGUAAUAUUGAGCCAGAUUCACCGGAAACCUCCGAGAUGGAGAACGUUACCAGAGUUCGACUUGUACAGUUCCAGAAAAAUUCUGAUGAACCUAUGGGUAUUACACUAAAACUGAAUGAAGAAGGACGAUGCCUGGUAGCUAGAAUUAUGCACGGGGGGAUGAUACAUCGUCAGGGUACGCUACACGUCGGCGAUGAGAUAAGGGAGAUAAAUGGUAACAGUGUUCUCAACCAGACUGUCGACAGCCUGCAAAAAAUGUUGAGAGUACAAGGAACGAUAAGUUUCAAGGUGAUACCAAGUGCACGGGGCCUGAUCUCUCGAGAACGAUACGAAAAUAACAACCACAAGGAGAUCUUUGUCCGCGCCUUAUUUGACUACGAUCCUCAGGAUGAUGAUCUUAUACCAUGCUCUCAAGCCGGAAUACCAUUCCAAAUUGGCGAUGUUCUCAGGGUAAUAAGUAAAGAAGAUUCAAGUUGGUGGCAGGCGAGGAAAGUUGAUGCCUUACCUAGUGAACCAGCAGGUUUGAUUCCGUCACCAGAGUUACAAGAGUGGCGUGCAACGACCACAGCACAGGAACGUGCAAAACAAGAGCAUUCUGUGCAUUGUUCGUGGUUUGGUAAAAAGAAGAAAGAUAAAUAUUUAGCAAAACACAACGCCAUAUUUGACCAAUUAGAAAUCAAUACAUACGAGGAGGUGGUACGACUUCCAGCAUUUGUUAGAAAAACUUUAGUCUUACUAGGUGCUCAUGGUGUAGGUAGACGACAUAUAAAGAACACAUUAAUCACUACACAUCCUGACAGAUAUGCAUACCCCAUUCCACAUACGACCCGUCCACCCAAACCUACAGAAGAAGAUGGAAAGAACUACUACUUUGUGACACACGAAAAAAUGAUGGAAGAUAUCUCGUCAAAUAAAUAUUUAGAGUACGGAACCCACGAAGAUGCAAUGUAUGGUACGAAGCUAGAAACGAUCAAACAGAUACAUGUACUCAACCUUAUGGCCAUCUUAGAUGUAGAACCACAGGCCCUUAAAGUGUUACGCUCGGCAGAGUAUGCUCCCUUUGUUGUAUUUAUUGCCGCACCUAGUGCUCUGGAUCUACAGUUAGCUAAAACUUCCGGAAUAGAUGAUGGGAGUUUAGAAAGGCUUGCCAAAGAAAGUGAACUUUUAGAAAAAGCCUAUGGACAUUAUUUUGAUUUUAAAAUAGUUAACAAUGAUAUAUCAGAGACAAUUAUACAACUUGAGGAUGCCAUUGACACUGUUUGUUCAACGCCGCAGUGGGUGCCUGUUAGUUGGGUGUAUUGAGUACCGUAAAAUACCAUAUUUAUUAUAAUAUUCACCCCACAGGUGGCCAUUUUUCAUGAAUACAUGAAUUAUGAGUAUUGAUAUAUAACAGCCUGUAAAAAUUUAACUGAGCAUUUGUUUCUUAUACCACAGUCACACAUACGGCGCAAAUAGCUAUGUCGAGCUAUGGAUAGAAACGUAGUAACCCGUAUCGAUCCGUACCUGAGCCGUACGAAUUGAUACGGCUUACUACAUUAAGGUACGUCUCGGGUACGUUUCAGUACGGGUCGAUACGGAUUACUACGUUUUUAUCCGUGGCUAGACGUAGCUUUCCGCGCCGUAUGUGUGACUGGGGUAUUAAGUAAAUGGUGGAAGAUUAUUAAAUUUGAUAACAUCGCAAAUGUUGUGCAUAUGCAGACAUAUACCUGAUAGCCAGUUAUAUUGAGUGUUUUAUGUAGGGUGUAUAAGAACAUGGUUCUUCAUGAUGAAUAUUUCAAUAGACAGAAGAAUUACUUUAAAGGACUGGUGUUGAUUGGAUACAUUUUCCAGUGGUAAGAGGCGUCAAUUCAUGGCGAAAAUGAAAAAAAGUAUCAGUGGGGUGUUUAUAAGAAUAAGUAUGGUUUUGCUAUUUGAGUGAGUACCUGUUUUCUGUGACAUUCGUCUUCCAGUAUGGUGUUUGGUUUACCAGAAAUCAAAAGAGAAAGAAAAUACAGAGCUUUUAACUGUCUUUGGAUAAUAUAUAUGAAGGGAAGUAACUUGUAUAUGGAGAACUUUGCUGACUUUAAAGAGUUACUGCAAAAGUAUGGCAGCCAUUGACAAGUGAUAAUAUGUUUUUAUAUGUCUGUUUUGGAAAAAUGGGACAUAUUAUGUGAUGUUGCAUCAGUCUGUUUGUCUGUCUGUCAUAUUUCAUGUCCAGAGAGUAAUAUAAAAAGCAUUCAAGGUAUUACUUUAAACUUGACUUAUUGGUAGGUUGCAUAGUGCAUGAACUGGCCGGUAGGUUAAAGGUUAAAGUCACAAAUAAUGCACAGAGGUCUAAUCUGUCCAUUAUAUUUCGAGUCUGGAGCAUAACUUCAAAAUUAUUCAAGGUAUUAACUUGAAACUUGAAAUACAGGUAAGUGGUGAUGAGACAAAGUGCAAAUUGCUAAAAUCUGAUUACUCUCCCACUCAAUCCCCAAUUCACCCCCUCCCAACACACAAAAUAAAACUUUCUUGUGCCUUAGUAUUGUUUCACCACAGCUGCACAGAACCCCCAUCCACUCCAGUCUGCAACCACUUAUUUAAAGCUGGGCGUAUAUUGCCCCGUUUUGCGGAGCUCUUGUUUUUCAUGUUGCUGAUUUUUGAUGUGUUUCAAACAAGUUGUCAUAUUGUCAUGCAAAAUAUUGUCAGUAAAAUGAAGUGUAAUUUUCUUUGUCAAUGUGUUAAAUGUAAAUAAACAGAAGUGAUAUUAUGGUUGAAAUAAAUCUAAACUUAGUUUCUGUUUUAAGCUAAGGCAUAAGGAAUAUAUAUUUUGAUUAAUUUAAGUUCAUGUAUACAGAAGUUUAUGACCUAAUGUAAGGGUAUGGAACUAUUGUGAUUGAGCUUUGUCUGUCUUGCCGUAACCUAUCUCUGUCUAUUUUGAUAACUAGUUUGAUCAUAGACAAAAUCAAACAAGAUCUAUUCAGACUGAUGCUGGCAAAAUACUUUUUUUUUUUUUUUUUUUUUAAGUAGACCCUAAAUCAAAGUGUUUUGCUGUAUUUUCAUUCUGUUUAUUUUAGUUUACCUUAGGAAGGGGUUAGGGGCCUAUAUGGCUGAGUGGUUAAGGUCACUGACUUCACUUGAUGUGCGUACGAGCCUCACUUGGGGCAUUGAAUUCUUCAUGUGAGGAAGCCAUACAGCUGGUUAUCGGAAGGUAGAUGGUUCUACCUGGGUGCACAGAGGGGCACCUGGGGUCUUCCUCCACCAUCAAAGCUGGGAAGUUGCCAUAUGACCUAUAACUGUGUCUGUGCGAUGUUAAACCGAACAAAAAACAAAAUUAGGAAGGGGUUGGGGUAAAAACAUCAUGUUUUGCACUACUUGUUACAACUGUUGCCAGUUAUUUCUAAAAAAGCAAAAAUAGCAUUUAAGUCAAAGUAUCAACUGGAACAGAAUCACAAGCAAAAAAGUAAGGUGUUUAAUUCAAUUCAUCACACAGGCAAAAUGUAUGCCACUGAAGUCCUGCUGCUGCUUGGAAUGACAGAAAACACUGCCUUACUAUUUAUACAGGCAAUGAGAAAGUUACUCACUAGGGUAGUAUUUUCUGUCAUUAUUCUUGACAGUGUAUAGUACUACAAUCAUUCACUCGGAAAAUUGUAGCAGUCAUAAACCUUAUCCUCAUAAAUUGUGACAUCAAAGCAGUCAUAAACGUUAUCCUCAUAAAUUGUGACAUCAAAGUAGUCAUAAACGUUAUACUCAUAAAUUGUGACCUUAAAGCAGUCAUAAACGUUAUCCUCAUAAAUUGUGACAUCAAAGUAGUCAUAAACCUUAUCCUCAUAAAUUGUGACCUUAAAGCAGUCAUAAAUGUUAUCCUCAUAAAUUGUGACAUCAAAGCAGUCCUAAACCUUAUCCUUGUAAAUAGUGACAUCAAAGCAGUCAUAAAUGUUAUCCUCAUAAAUUGUGACAUCAAAGCAGUCAUAAAUCUUAUCCUCAUAAAUUGUGACAUCAAAGCAGUCAUAAACCUUAUCCUCAUAAAUUGUGACAUCAAAACAGUUAUAGACCAUAUACUCACAGCUGUUAAAAUAAUGACAUCAAAGCAGUCAUAAAGAAUGACAUCAUAGCAGUCAUAAAACAUAUUCUCAUAGCAGUCAUAGAUUGUGACAUCAUAGCAGUCGUAAUCUAUGGUAGUUGAGCAGCCAUAAUUUGUGACAUUUAGCAGUGAUACACUGAAGUAUUUAGUAUGGCCGUAGAAUAGUUACGAACUACAGUUAUAAACUUAGACAUGAUGUCAUAAGCUUUAUCAUGAGAAUAAGUAUUAGGAUAUUCAGAUUUAAUUUUACAUUUAGGUGAGUUGAAUUAGGCAGAAUGACCUUGGUUAAGAUACUGGAUGAAUGUUUUUAUUUUUUUUAUAUAGAUAACAUGUUUUUAUGCAACAUAUUUGUGAUUUGUUACAGAUUACAUAGAAUAUCCCAAAUCAUAUAUUUUCUUAUAUUUUCCUGUGUACCGGUAUGAUUACAGCUGUGCUAAGGUAUUAUAGUUAUUUGUUAAGUUACGUGAAGGUGUAAUAAAAGCAGAAGAAUGGAAGAAACAUAGUACUUACUUAGAGUAAGUGCUCACUGAGCUGGGCUAAAGCACAUGCAAUAGAAGUAAGGAAAUUAGUGAUUUGGGACGUUGCAUUAUAUUUAUAUAUACUUACUUGUGUUCAUAGUUUUGCAGUUAUAUAGAUAAAUGAGAUAUUUUGCUUCCAAGAUUUAUUUGCUAAACUGUAUUUUAUUAUUUUGUAUUAAAGUAGGGUUAUUUUUUUUGUUCACAGUUUUUGUUUGAAGAAUGUGCUGGGUUGUUAUUCCUUAAUUUCGAAAUUCUGAAAUGGUCUUAUACAUAGGACUGUCAACAGUUACUGUUGUACUCACCUGAAUUUGUUUAUAAUUCAUCUUUUCUCCUGAAAUUUUGCAUAUUAAAUAUAAUUGUACUUACAGCUGAAAAAACAAUAAAGUUCACACAAAGUUUCAUAAAAAAAUCUUUGCUUCUGUUAUUUAACAGAGUGAGUAAAAAAAAAAUUGCAUUUCAGAGUCUGAGCUACAGACUCACUGGAACAUUUGAUUAACCUUUAUUUUGCUAAAUUUCUAUAAUGGACUGGUCCAUCAUUCAGUUUGGGCAGUACCAUUUAUUAUUUGAAGGGGUAUUCACUGAAAAUUUACUGACUGAAUAGCAAACAGUGCAGACCAUAAUAAGACUACACAGAUGUGCAGGCUGAUCUUGGUCUGCACUGGUCGCAAAGGCAGAAUCACUUGCCACCAGCAGGCUAAGGGUUAAUAAAUAUGAUCACUGUGUCUUCUGUAUACAUACAUAUGUACCUUUCAAUUUUAAUAUAUAAAAUACAUUUUUUUUGGAAUUAUUGGUUAUAUAUAUUUCUCUUUUUAAUAUGAAUUGGUGUUUCAUAUUGAAACUGAAAGCAUUUCUGAAAGAUUUGAUCUCCAUUUAGAAGUUAUGUUAGUGAAUGUAUUAAAUUAAAGAAUAGUAUAUAUAAUCUUGUACAAUAUUUUAUUAUUUUAUUUAGUCUAAUCAUUAUAAAGUCAGUAAUUUUCACUUUUUUUUGAGAUAUAUUUCUUAUUUUAUUUACAACUUUACUUAAUGCUUUUCAGGGAAAUCUUGGGAUUUGUAAUAAAGUGGAAGUCAUAUGAAUUUUAUACGCUUUUAAAACAUAAAACAUUUGGACAUCAGCACUGUAUUCCUUUAUAGAGUAAAUUGUGUUUGAUGGAUUUAUUCAACUUGGCAUGAAAAUUGCAAUGCAAUUUUGAUUUGAAACAUAUGAAUUUAUUAUACUGAGAAAAAAAUUGAAAUUAUGUAAAUUGACUAGUAUCUAAAUAAGGAAGUGAUCACUAAUUCUGACAGGUUUUACAGACAGGGCUAAAUGUUUGUACCACAGUACAUAAAAUAUGUUUGACAUGAUUGUGUCUGUCAUUCAUUAAUUGUUUGUUGAUCAUAAAAAAAACUUUAUUUUGUAGAUGUAUUUUAGUCCAGGAAUGAAUUCCGGUAAUUUCCCUCCCUGCUUAUGAAUUUUUAUACUGCCUCCAUUAAAAAUGAGUAUUGCCCCUGUCUGUGUGUGUUGCAUGCGAAUGUUUGGAAAACCCUGUCUGGACACCAAUGACUUAACAU
Mercenaria mercenaria is the source of this 7700-nucleotide messenger RNA. RefSeq names its product peripheral plasma membrane protein CASK-like. NCBI's taxonomy places the organism in Eukaryota, Metazoa, Mollusca, Bivalvia, Venerida, Veneridae. The coding region runs from base 153 to 2894 and encodes 913 amino acids. Gene Ontology annotation, biological process: regulation of neurotransmitter secretion; protein phosphorylation. The transcript is spliced from 24 exons. Gene Ontology annotation, cellular component: cell-cell junction; plasma membrane. The record is from RefSeq and is a predicted model, not a curated record. Gene Ontology annotation, molecular function: protein kinase activity; signaling receptor binding; ATP binding.